Hibiscus syriacus is the source of this 525-nucleotide messenger RNA. Its product is annotated as probable cellulose synthase A catalytic subunit 8 [UDP-forming]. NCBI's taxonomy places the organism in Eukaryota, Viridiplantae, Streptophyta, Magnoliopsida, Malvales, Malvaceae. Gene Ontology annotation, cellular component: membrane. The record is from RefSeq and is a predicted model, not a curated record. Gene Ontology annotation, molecular function: cellulose synthase (UDP-forming) activity. The coding region runs from base 1 to 525 and encodes 174 amino acids. Gene Ontology annotation, biological process: cellulose biosynthetic process. The transcript is spliced from 3 exons.
AUGGUCUUCAUUGUGUUUGCUUUAUGUGGAUAUGAACCCCCAAGCAUAGAAAAGCAGGGAAGCGGGUCUUCAUCACUCUCUACGGGUUCUCAGAAGGAGAGAUCAAAAUCAAGUAAAAAAGGACCAGCCAAGACGAAAUCUGGCAAGACUGUUGAUCCUCUUGUGCCAGUAUUCAGUAUAAAUGAUAUAAAGGAGUGUGUUGAAGGAGAAACCUUGGUCAGUCUGGCAGCUUUUGUUGCCUCUGCACUUCCGGAGAAUGGUGGUGUUCCUCUGUCUUCUAUGCCAGAAGCACAUCUUAAGGAAGCAAUUGAUGUUAUCAGCUAUGAAUAUGAGGACAAAACAAUCUGGGUUGUCUCUAGUCCUCUCUGCGUGUAUUUUUGUUUCAUCUUGUUAAAUCUUUCCCUUCAUUCUGCCAUAAUGGAGUUAAAUUUUCAUUGUUUUCAGUGCCUGCAGAUUGGAUGGAUCUAUGGUUCUGUUACAGAAGAUAUUACUACAGGACUCAAAAUGCAUGCCUAUGGUUGGUAG